This is a messenger RNA of Nicotiana attenuata, 900 nucleotides long. RefSeq lists its product as uncharacterized. The coding region runs from base 1 to 900 and encodes 299 amino acids. Lineage: Eukaryota; Viridiplantae; Streptophyta; Magnoliopsida; Solanales; Solanaceae. The record is from RefSeq and is a predicted model, not a curated record. The transcript is spliced from 3 exons.
AUGGCAGAUAAAUUCGUCACCGCUCAUGUGGGAACGAAAAAGGCAGAAGCCAGGGUAAACGACAUCUUCGCCGUUAGACAAACGGCAGGCGAGGGACUUCGGGAUUUCCUAGCCCGAUUCAACAGGGUAAGAAUGAGCCUACCCAAUGUAUCGGAGGGGAUGACGGUAAUAGCCUUUCAAAAUGGGUUAAAUAGAAACGGGUCGAAAGCAGCAAAAAAGCUGCUAAGUAGGCUCAUGAAAUACCCUCCCACUACCUGGGAAGAGAUCCAUAACGCAUAUUGUGCCGAAGUAAGGGCAGAUGAGGAUGACUUAAAUGGUCCGAUGCAACGGCUAACCUCAGUACAAACCAAAAUAAGGAGAGACCGCCGUAACGACGGUCGAAGGGACCAACUAUCCCGUUUCAAUCGAGAGAGGCAUCAGCCCUACAUUCGGACAUCCAUCCCACCUCCACCACAACAUGCAGACGUCACGCCCCGACGCACCGUGCCACAGCGGAAUGAGAGAGAAAUAGUGUAUGCACUAAAAAAGCUCGGCACGAAGGUGCAGUGGCCGCAAAAAAUAAAGUCGGAUCCAAGCACCCGGAGAUCGCACGUUCUGUGCGAGUUCCAUCAGGAAAGGGGACAUAAGACCGAUGAUUGCAUAGGCUUGCGACAGGAAGUGGUAAGAAUGCUGAACCAAGGACACCUGAAAGAACUGUUGAGCGAUCGAGGACGGGCUAACUUUGCUCGUGGGCGCGAUCAACCCCAAGGACCCCCAAAACGACCUUCACCGGCUCGUGUCAUACAAAUGAUCAUUGGCAGCGGUGAUGAUACAGUAAUCAACCAUGUGAAGUUCACCACUACACACAAAUUCAGGCGAACAGUCGCUCACGAACGGAAACAGCCUACAACGCUAUCAUAG